Molecule: messenger RNA, 1187 nt
Organism: Spodoptera littoralis (African cotton leafworm)
Lineage: Eukaryota; Metazoa; Arthropoda; Insecta; Lepidoptera; Noctuidae
Source: the annotation of a GenBank genome assembly
AGAUCGCAUUGCGCGCAGUCCGUGAGAUGUCGCUGCCUGACGCAUGCGCAGAUCUGCUGCUAGCUGAAAUGGAUAACGACAGGCAUAGAGAGACAGAAGACUGGGAGUCUGCCAACGAGGGCGGCAGCGAGCGGGGCAGACAGCGGGACGUCGAACCUGACACCGAGCGGUGGCCUGACGACCAACCCAACCUCGACUGCUGCAGGCCGCUGGGAGCGAGCGGGGCGCGCUGCGCGUCGGCCGGCAGUCUGCGCGCGCAGCCUGCGCUGCAUCUACCGCUCGACAACUCGCGGCCGGGGACGUGCAGGCGGGAGGGCGCUUCAAGAUCCGCUGAUACUGCGCAGCAUCGACAAUCUCUAUCGUCGUGCUCCAGUCGCACGUCGGGGUGCGCGAGCGGGGGCGCGGGGGGCGCGGGCGCGGGGGCGGCGGGGGCGCGGCUGUCGGCCAUGGUGCCGGACGUGGCGAUGGCGCCCAACGCCAACACGCACCUGCUUACUGCCAGGGACUACUUCCGACACGCACCGCCUUGGGAGUACAGCGGCGGCGGAGUGUUACAGCUGGACCUGGGAGACGGAGCCACGCAUACUCCUAGACCUGGAUCCCGCGCAGCGCGCGCAGGGGCUGCGCAUGCGCGACACUCUCGGGAACAUGCGCCGGGUAUGUCAUGUCUCCGCAGUCGCGCGGACGAGGACGAGCUGCGCGCUGCCAUCGAACUAUCUGUCAUUAGGGCAUACUCGUCGUCCCGCGCACCAGCGGGGGCGGCCCCCCUCCUGCUAGGGGGCUCGCACUCCCAGCAACACCCCCAACAGCAACAGCAACACCCUCAGCAUCCCCCCCAGCAUCCCUCGUUGAUGCCCCCUACCCACAGACAGCGUUCCCCCGCGACACUCCCCCACACGAGAGGGGAGCGGGGGGGACGAGCACAACUAGCGCCUACACACCAUAACCUGAGCAGACUGGGCAGCGUGGCGGCGGACGCCCCCGGCUCCCGUAGCCCCAGCCCCGGGGGCCCGGCGGGGGGCGGGCCGGCGGGGGGCGGCCCGCUCGGGGGCGCGGCGCACGGGGCGGCCGGCGGGCCGGCGUCCCCGCGGCCGCACGACGUGUACCGGCACGCCACGCACACACACUACAGACUGGAGCCAUCGUACUCGGGUUCGAGUUCCGGCAGUCGACACACGUAUGCGUGA